Daucus carota subsp. sativus is the source of this 2628-nucleotide messenger RNA. RefSeq lists its product as uncharacterized. The coding region runs from base 214 to 2628 and encodes 804 amino acids. The record is from RefSeq and is a predicted model, not a curated record. Lineage: Eukaryota; Viridiplantae; Streptophyta; Magnoliopsida; Apiales; Apiaceae. The transcript is spliced from 3 exons.
CUUGAUUAUAUAAAAAUCCACGCAUGUCCUAAUGAUUGCAUACUGUAUAGGGGUGUAUAUAGUGAAGGUUCCAAGUGUCCCAAGUGUAAUUUAUCUCGUUGGAAAUUGGGGAAGGAUGGUAGAGUUAGGACCAAUGUUCCAGCAAAAGUUUUAUGGUACUUCCCUAUUAUUCCCAGAUUUAAACGGUUGUUUAAAUCUCCUUCUACUGCUGAAAUGAUGUCUUGGCAUGCAAACCACCGAAUUCAAGAUGGCCUGAUGCGCCAUCCAGCCGACUCUCCUUCUUGGAGGAAUAUCGAUCAUAGGUGGCCCAUCUUUGGUAGCGAGUCUAGAAAUCUUCGCUUAGCGUUGUCGGCUGAUGGUAUAAAUCCACAUACUAAUAAGCUAAUCAAUAGGUAUAGCUGCUGGCCAGUGGUGUUGGUAACUUAUAAUCUUCCUCCAUGGCUAUGCAUGAAGAGGAAGUUUAUGAUGUUAACAUUAUUAGUUUCUGGUCCGCAUGAGCCGGGAAAUAAUAUAGAUGUAUACCUACAACCAAUGAUUGAUGAUCUAAAAAAGCUCUGGGAAGAGGGGGAACCAAAUGUUUUCGACGGGUAUAGUAAAUCUUAUUUCACUUUAAGAGCAAUAUUGUUGUGGACGAUAAAUGACUUCCCUGCAUAUGGUAAUCUGUCUGGCUGCGUUAAUAAGGGGUAUAUGGCAUGUCCAAUAUGCUGCGAUGAUACCAUAGCUAAAUACUUGACUCAUAGUCGAAAAAUGUGCUACCAAGGCCAUCGCCGGUACUUGCCUCGACAUCAUCCAUAUAGGAGGCAGAAGACAAGUUUUAAUGGAGAACAAGAGCAUGGACAGGCACGUGAACCCCUUUCCGGAGAAGAAGUAUUAGCGCAGCAGCAAGAAGUGAAGUUUACUUUUGGGAAAGAAGUGAAGAAUUCCCAGAGGGUAGAAUGUGUAUGGAAAAAGAAGUCAAUUUUCUUCGAGUUAGAAUACUGGAAGUUUCACCACAUUCGCCAUUGUCUCGAUGUAAUGCACAUCGAAAAAAAUGUCUGUGAUAGUCUCAUUGGUACCCUUCUAAAUAUGCGGCAUAAAUCUAAAGACAGUGAAGCAUCUCGCCGUGAUAUGAUGGAGAUGGGUGUCAGGGGUGAUUUAGCUCCACAAGUAGGAGAAAAAAAAACCUACUUGCCCCCUGCACCUUAUACUCUGUCAAAGGCGGAAAAAAAGAAAGUUUUGUCAUCAUUCUUAUACAUGAAAGUUCCUUUUGGACAUUCAUCAAACAUCAAAAAUUGUGUGUCGAUGUCUGAUAUGAAAAUGUACGGGCUAAAGUCCCAUGACUGCCACAUCCUCCUCCAACAGUUGCUCCCUGUUGCCAUUCGAUCUGUUCUUCCGAAACAUGUUAGAAUCAGCAUAAUUAGAUUGUGUUUCUUUUUCAACUCAUUGUGUAACAAAGUUGUAGAUGUAUCAAAACUAGAUAAACUGCAAUCAGAUGUGAUAGUGACUUUGUGUGAGCUUGAAAAGAUAUUUCCCCCCUCGUUUUUUGAUGUAAUGAUACAUUUGACAGUCCACCUGGUUAGAGAAUUGCGUUUAUGUGGACCAGUUUUCUAUAGAUGGAUGUAUGCAUUUGAAAGGUUUAAUAAAGUGUUAAAGAGUUAUGUUCGAAAUCGUUAUUAUCCGGAGGGUUGUAUAGCCGAAAGCUAUAUAAAAGAAGAAUCAGUUGAGUUCUGCUCAGAAUUUGUUGGACAGAGUGGCACUGCAGGACUUCCGAAUGAAAAAAGCAAGCUUUCGGGUCCAUUAUCUGCUGCAAAAGUAAUAUCAGUUGAAGAAAACGAGCGAGACGAGGCACAUCUGCAUGUCCUUCAAAACAACUCUGAAGUCUAUCCUUAUAUUUUGAUGCAUAAGGAGUAUCUUGAAAGACUUUACCAAGGGAAAAAAAAAAGUGCUCAGUGGAUGAUGGGUGAACACAAUCGGCUAUUUGCUGAUUGGUUUGAAAAAAAAGUUAGCAAUGAAAUUAAGGAGAAUGUUGAUAGUGUUUCUGAAACGAUUAGAUGGUUGGCAGGAAAACCAUCUUAUUAUGUUUUGACAUAUGGAGCAUAUCUAGUUGAUGGAGUCCGGUACUUUACAAAGGAGCGAGAUGAUUUGAGAGUUGUCCAAAACAGUGGUGUUUCUUUAGUGGCGAAGACAGUCCAAGUCUCCAGUGCUAAGGAUUUGAAUCCCGUGGAGAGCGAUAUGAAAUUUUAUGGAAUGAUCUUAGAUAUAUGGGAGUUAGAUUAUCAUGAAUUCAAAGCUCCCUUGUUCUUGUGUAAGUGGGCAGAGAAUGAGAGAGGAAUUAAGGUAGACGACCUUGGAUUCACACUUGUGGACUUUAGUCGACAAGGGCACAAGAAAGAUAAAUUUGUGUCCGUUGACCAAGUAAAGCAAGUUUUUUACGUUGAAGAUCCGGUUGAUGCUAGAUGGUCUGUUGUAUUAACCUCUACGACUCGAGACUAUCACGAUGUGUAUAAUGAAGAUGAUUUAGGAGACACGGUCUUGGAAAAUCCCCCAUUCUGCUCUGCUAUACCCACAUGUGAUGUUGAUGCCCUUGAGCAUAGUGUUAGUCAUUGUAGACAGAACAUUCAGGGAAUUUGGCUUAAAAAGUCAACCUAG